AACAUCACCACACAGCAUCUUCUUCCUCUGAGAAAAACCAAGCCGCGGCUGUUAUCGAGAACUAUAAUUAUUAAAAUUUUGGUUGUCUCUCUGGCAAUGGCGUUUUCUCCUGGUACACUUGUUGUGUUUUCCUUAUUUCUUCUUCUGUUACCACUACUUUCUGUUUUUGCCCAAACUAAUGGCUCUGUACCCGUCGGGGCUUCUCUCUCUGCUUUACACCUCAAUUCCUCUUCAUCAUGGCUCUCUCCCUCUGGAGACUUUGCAUUCGGUUUUCGUCACCUUCAAAACGAUCUCUUCUUGCUUUCCAUAUGGUUCAACAAAAUUCCCGACAAAACCAUCGUUUGGCACGCAAAUGAAGGUCGGCCGGUGACAAGGGGAUCAAGAGUCAACCUCACUGCUAACGGAGGACUAAUUCUCACCGAUCCUCAAGGCCAAGAGCUAUGGCGCUCUGACCUUAUUUCUGGGGUUGUCGUCUCUGGAAAUAUGAGCGAUGACGGAAACUUUGCUCUCCAAGGCAGCAAUUCAGACAGGUUAUGGCAGAGUUUCGAGAUUCCUACUGAUACCAUGUUGCCUACACAGACGAUGGUCAGAGGGGGUGUCCUUUAUUCUCGACAGUCUGCUACCAACUACUCAAAAGGAAGGUUUCGGCUCAGUUUGGGACAAGAUGGGAAUCUUGAGCUCUACACCGUCAACUUGCCCACGGACAAUCCCAAUUCCUACUAUUAUCAAAGCGAUACUGCUGCAUCUGAUUCUAAUUCAUCUGUCAGUCCGGGCAGCCGGUUGGUGUUCAAUCAGUCAGGCGCCAUUUACGUUCUGAGAGAGAACGGUGAUAGAAAAGUUCUCAAAGAGCAGGGAGGAGGAGAAGACAACUAUUUAAGAGCCACCCUUGAUUAUGAUGGAAUUUUUACUCUGUAUUCUCACCCAAAAGCUGGGAAUUCCGGCGGCACUUGGACUACUCUUUGGUCUGUACCGGGAGAUAUUUGCCAAGAUCUUCUUGUAGAUUCGGGUCUUGGUAUUUGUGGAUACAACAGCAUUUGCACUCUCAAAGAAGAUAGGAGACCCACUUGCCAUUGUCCAACUGGAUACUCUCUGCUCGAUCCCAGCGAUAUUUAUGGGGACUGCAAACCAGAUUUCCCACAGGGCUGUGCUGAAGAUCAGCUUAGUAAUUCUAUUUCAGAGGAUCUUUAUAAGGUUGAGGUGCUAAUUAACACUGACUGGCCUUUAUCAGAUUACACCAUGUUGAAGCCUUUCACCGCAGAGAAGUGCAAUCAGACUUGCCUUCAAGAUUGCAUGUGUGCUGUUGCCAUUUUCAGAGACGGAACUUGCUGGAAGAAGAAGAUACCUCUCGCCAAUGGCAGAGUGGACACCAGUCUUAACUCUCAGGCCUUUAUCAAAGUACGCAAGGAUAAUUCCACUGAUCAUCUAGUUCCUCCGAAUAAUCCACAGAAGAAGGAGAAGGAUAAUGACAAUCUGAUCGUCAUUGGAUCAGUGCUUUUUGGCAGCUCUGUUUUUAUCAAUUUUGUAUUGCUUGCCGCUAUCUUUGUUGGAUUUUUCUUCAUUUACCGCAGGAAGCUCAAAACCACGCCACGUAAAACUGUCCAAGUGAAUUUGAGUUGCUUCACUUACAAAGAACUGGAAGAAGCCACCAAUGGGUUCGAAGAAGAACUGGGAAGGGGAGCUUUUGGAAUUGUUUACAAAGGGUUCUUACAGAUCGGCUCUGGCAUUGGUCUGGCUGUAGCAGUGAAGAAACUCAACUAUGUGGUGGAGGAUACCGAGAGGGAGUUCAAGAACGAAGUCAACAUCAUUGGUCAAACACAUCACAAGAACCUGGUCCGUUUGCUUGGAUACUGCGACGAGGGACAACAUCGGCUGCUGGUUUACGAGUACUUGAGCAAUGGAACUUUGGCAAAAUAUCUUUUUGGUGAAAUCAAGCCCGCUUGGAACCAACGAGUCGAAAUUGCUUAUGGGGUUGCAAGAGGACUCCUAUAUUUACACGAAGAAUGCAGCAGCCAGAUCAUCCACUGCGAUAUAAAGCCGCAGAACAUUCUUCUUGAUGAAAAGAACAUGGCUCGGAUAUCGGAUUUUGGAUUGUCAAAGCUUUUGAAGAUGGACCAGAGCCAUACCCACACUGCCAUUAGAGGAACAAAAGGGUAUGUGGCCCCCGAAUGGUUCAGGAACAUGCCCAUCACAGCCAAAGUGGAUGUGUAUGGCUUUGGAGUUGUACUCUUAGAAAUCAUUUGCUGUCGAAAAAGUGUAGAAUCUGAGAAUCAGAGUGGGGAAGAGAAAGGGAUAUUGACAGAUUGGGCAUAUGAUUGCUACCAAGAAGGUGCAUUAGAUAUGCUGGUGAAUUGUGAUGAGCAUAUUGAGAACAAGAAGAAGCUGAAGGCAUUUGUGAUGGUUGCUCUUUGGUGUAUUCAAGAGAACCCGAACCUUAGGCCCACCAUGAAGAAGGUUGUACAAAUGCUUGAAGGAGUUGUUGAAGUUCUUGAUCCACCAUGCCCAUUUCCAUAUUCCAUAUCCACAACCAUCCCAUCCCAAAAGAUCCAAUCUUACGAAGUGUAACUAAUUUUCCGUGCUUUAGACAAAUUUGUACCUUUUUUUUUUUUUUUUGGUUGAUUGGUAAGGAGCAAACAGCCAAGACAACUUUGUGCUUAAAGUAUGCAAUUCGGAUGCAGCUUUUCAAUAGGUGCAACUUUGUGUAUGUAAAAUAUAGCAGCAUAAAAUAUUUUUUUAAGUACUGUUGGAGGAAUUAAAGUAGUACAGUUUGUUUCUUUCUUAAUUCCAAAGUGGUUUGGCUGAGGGCUUGUGGCUGUUAAGUUAUUGGCGUAUGGCUUGUGCAACCCAGAUCUUGGCCUUGAAUAGGAGGUAAAAGGGAAAUAACUAAACAAAUAAAGCUUUUCUUUCUUUA
Molecule: messenger RNA, 2908 nt
Organism: Ziziphus jujuba (common jujube)
Lineage: Eukaryota; Viridiplantae; Streptophyta; Magnoliopsida; Rosales; Rhamnaceae
Product: G-type lectin S-receptor-like serine/threonine-protein kinase RLK1
Exons: 1
Biological process (GO): protein phosphorylation
Molecular function (GO): protein serine/threonine kinase activity; ATP binding
Source: RefSeq, a predicted model, not a curated record